Tigriopus californicus is the source of this 3012-nucleotide messenger RNA. RefSeq names its product methyltransferase-like protein 27. NCBI's taxonomy places the organism in Eukaryota, Metazoa, Arthropoda, Copepoda, Harpacticoida, Harpacticidae. Gene Ontology annotation, cellular component: membrane. Bases 2153 to 2743 code for a protein of 196 amino acids. The record is from RefSeq and is a predicted model, not a curated record. Gene Ontology annotation, biological process: G protein-coupled receptor signaling pathway. The transcript has 5 exons. Gene Ontology annotation, molecular function: S-adenosylmethionine-dependent methyltransferase activity; G protein-coupled receptor activity.
GGACGCUAAUCCACACUUCGAAGAUAUCAUGCCGCACGUUCUCCUGUACAAGAUUCCAAUAAGUAAAUGACAAGGUUACAUUACCUAGCCCCAAAACAAAUGAUGACCUCUACAAAUUUUGUUAUCUUGGGGAUAUCAUCAUGCUUACUUGCUUCUGUAUGUAUGUUCCCAAUCACUAUUGAUCUGUAAGUUUGCUUAGAAGGAGUGCCAACAAGCUAUUCCUUUUUGUUCCUGAAAUUUCAUGUCAUGAUAGCUAAGCUUUUAAGGGAGUAGAGGUCUAGUCCCAUUUAAAAUCAGGAAUCACUCUAACUAACAGUCUUGCUCUUUGCCUUCUUGUUCGAACGUUCCAGGGAUGAAGAGUCUCAUGUGUUCCAUAUUGAAUGGAAAAGGAAAGGCGGAAACCCUCACACUGUGCGCUCUCACCAAAGCGCGCCAGGAGCCCAAAUCCUCGGUUCCAAGCAAAGCCUGAGCUCACCUUCAUACAGGUUGUUCCACGCCAGUUCGCAAAUGAAUCCCUUCGAAAUGGGAUUGGAGACAUUUCCGGAGAUUCAUGUAAACCCUAAUGGUAAUAGUACAACAAGUUAUAUCUCCUACUUGCCAUUGCGAACAUUCUUCAGUCGUGACAAUGAAAUUGUGAUGGGAAUUUUCUACCUUGGAUUUGCAGUGGCAGGUAUCUUGGGGAAUUCACUGACAAUAUAUGUGAUUCACCGCACUCGUCGUUUGCACAACCCGUGUACUCCGUAUCUGAUCAAUGUGUCUUGCUUGGACUUGGCCGUGUCUGUCUUGAUCUUACCGGUGAUUGGGAUCAAUGCAGUCAGUGGAUUGGUGAUCUUCCCUCUCGUUAUGUGCAAGCCCUUGUCAGUUUUAUUCCACGUCUUAACGAGCGGUUCUUGGCUGGGGCUCGCUUUGGUUAGCUUUGUACGUUGUGUGGCUGUUUGGUCAAAAACGAAUAAAUUGUGCCUGAAGUGGUCCAAGACAUACAUAUCCUUGACUUGGCUCAUUCCGAGCGUGGUAGCCAUUCCAUUGCUAACUUUCAGUUGGACUUCAAAGGAGCACACGGGUAAGAAAAGCAUGUCCUGAAAUGAGCCUUCUUAGUCCAAAUCAAGAUUUAAAAGAACCUUGCUCCCUACAGGAAUGGUUUGUUCGUUCUUUUGUGGCAAAGAAGCCAUGGAGAGGAACAAUAGUGUUCCACCAGAAGAGGGCAUGAGCAGUUCGAAAAUCCCUCAAAUUCUAGAUUUGAUUUGCGUGGGCAUCCCUUUUGUGUCAAUGGUCAUCAGCUACAUUCUGAUUUUUAUUAAAAUGCGGAGAUCCCGAAACUCAUUGAGCCAUCUUGGGAUGGCCGCGUUCAAUACUCAUGAAAAGGAGGUGAGGGUACAUCACAUUUAUUUUUAUUGAUGCCAUUAUACAUUUUCUUCCUCAUUUCCAGAUGAAAUUUACUCGAAUGAUGGCUCUGACAUUCUCCAGCGUCUGCUUUUGCUUUUGUUUACCCAUGGGAAUCAACAUCUUCACGUGAGUAAUACUUAUGCAUCAUCAAUCCUUCUGGAUUCUCGUGUCCUAAGGCCCUGAUCCAAAAUAUAUCCUAGAUCUGCCCAACGAGGAGGAGAAUCCUCUCUGUUUUCCACGACGGAUCUCAAGUUACCCGAGAGUAUCAAUGUAAUCGCUUACAUCUUCUUGUUUGUUCCUUUCUGGACCAAUCCGUUGAUCUAUAUCCUGUCAAACCGAAACUAUCGCUUGGCCUAUCUGAACUUACUAACCCCUAAGAAAUGGCGGCGAAGACGAGACGAGACUCUGAGAAGAACCUCCACCUUUCAACAAACCCCCAGAGUUUUGAAGAAGGAAGAGGAGGAGAGGAUUUCGCGCCAGAACUUCAAACGAAUUGAAUUUGUGCCAAGUGUUGUUCCCUAACAACGUACAGCAAUCCAUUGCAUACCUUUUUCACUCUGCGCUACCUACAGUAUAGUUGAAAACCUCCCCAAGAGCAUAAAAAUGCAUCUAUCAAGUUGGAUUAAUAACGUUCACAAGUUGUAGAGGCGGUUGUCCUAGUUUCCAAACCUACUCCUCACUCAAACUAAAGUGCUACAUUCCAAGUACAAAACGAGGCUACUUGGUUUUAAAACACUCAGUUGGUAAAUGUGAAAGUUGUCACGCAAGCAUGACUGACAACCAAGAAAUCAUCCAUCAUCGAACCACGUUGGCUCAAACAUUCUUGAAUCUUCGCUUGGAUAAGGAUGUUCGCAUUAUUGACGUGGCUUGUGGUACCGGCAUCGUGGCCGAGGAGCUCCGAAGUCAUGGCUACACAAACAUUGAUGGCUUGGAUCCGGUUGAAGGCUACUUGCAAGUGGCUCAAUCCAACCACUUGUAUAAAAAAGUCUUCAAGAGCUUCAUCGACGAACGGGUCCCCACUCCCAUUGAGGAUGACACCUAUGAUGUCAUGAUUUGUUGCGCUGGUUUCUUUCAAAGCCUGAUCUCGCCUAAAGCCUUUCCAGAAUUAAUCCGAAUUACCAAAAAAGGAGGAAUUCUUUUGUGGAACCAAAUGGAGGGAUACAAUUCCAUUUCUGGCACUAUCCCGCAGUUUGACGAAUCCAUUCAGUUCUUGAUUGAUAUUGGAAGAUGGAGCCCAAUCAAAAUCAUUAGAUGCGACCUCCUCAGGUUUAGUGAUUGUGGAUCAGCAUAUUUAAGGGGUUUGGAGUCGUCCGGAGUGACGGCUCCAGGAUUUGUGUUUAUUAUGGCGAAACUUACAUGACCACACCAUACAUAACUUUGGAAGGAAAGUUCAAUCGUGUUUUCAACGAGAUGCUACAAGACUCGCUUUGAAUUUUUAGUUUGGCGAGUUGGCAUAUCAGAAAUGUUCUUUCUUGUUAUUUGCAGAUGGAGUGUUGCUCUGGAAUAUUGCAGAAGGCUAUGAACAUUAUGGCCGUGACUAUGCCGUGUAUGACAAAAUUGUGGACGAUCUCUUGGCCCAGAAAAAGUGGCGAUACCUCCAGCCGAUCCAACGUUUAAAAAAUUUCGUUU